CCACGCACGACCAUCGUAAGCUCCCGCAAAUUCACACAGAAGGGAGGCCGGUGAUCUCAUUAAGAGUACUUUUAUUAAGGGGAUAUUGGUGUUUUGGCUCACCGUAAUCAUGGAAACAAUUUUGGAACAGCAGCGCAGAUAUCAUGAGGAAAUGGAGAGGCUAAUGGACGCCAAAACGAAGGAAAUGCUACACAAGAAAGCGACGCUGAGAGAUCAAAUCAAUUCUGAUCACAGAACCAGAGCUAUGUUGGAUAGAUACAUGGAAGUUUGUGGAAAUCUGAGCGAUUCGUACCACGACAAGGAUGGUAUGAGGAAAGACGAGCUGAAUGCCAUCUCCGGUCCAAACGAAUUCGCGGAGUUCUACAAUCGUCUGAAACAGAUCAAGGAGUUCCACCGAAAACACCCCAAUGAGAUCUGCGUGCCCAUGUCUGUGGAGUUUGAUGAGCUGAUGAAAGCCAGAGACAACCCCAGUGAGGAGGCACAGAACCUGGUGGAGUUCACUGACGAGGAGGGAUAUGGCCGCUAUCUGGACUUGCACGAUUGCUACCUGAAGUACAUCAACCUGAAGGGUGCAGAGAAACUGGACUACCUGACCUAUCUGUCCUCGUUUGAUCAGCUGUUCGACAUCUCCAAAGACAGAAAGAAUGCAGAAUACAAAAGGUAUCUGGAGAUGCUGCUGGAGUAUCUGCAGGAGUAUACGGACCGCGUGAAGCCUCUGCUGGACCAGAACGAGCUCUACGGGAAAAUACUGCUGGAGUUCGAGAAGAAGUGGGAGGGGGGCAGCUUCCCCGGAUGGCCGAAAGAGACGAGCAGUGCCUUGACUCAUGCCGGAGCUCACUUGGAUCUCUCUGCCUUCUCCUCCUGGGAGGAGUUGGCUUCUCUGGGGCUGGACAGGUUGAAGUCUGCCCUGAUGGCCCUGGGCCUCAAGUGUGGAGGGACCCUAGAGGAGAGGGCCCAGAGGCUCUUCAGCACCAAGGGCAAGUCUAUGGAGUCCCUGGACCCCUCUCUCUUCGCCAAGCACCCCAAGUCCAAGGGGCCCAAGAAGGACACAGAAAGGAACAAGGAGAUCGGGUUCCUGGAGGCCCAGAUAUAUGAAUAUGUGGAGAUCCUCGGGGAGCAGCGUCAGCUGACUCAUGAGAACGUGCAGCGUAAGCAGGCUCGCACAGGCGAGGAGAGAGACGAGGAGGAUGAGGAGCAGCCCAGUGAGAGCGAGAGUGAAGAUGAAGACAACGAAAUCAUCUAUAACCCCAAAAACCUGCCACUAGGCUGGGACGGGAAGCCCAUUCCGUACUGGCUCUACAAGCUGCACGGUCUCAACAUCAACUACAACUGUGAGAUCUGUGGAAACUACACGUACCGCGGACCCAAGGCCUUCCAGAGGCAUUUCGCAGAAUGGCGCCAUGCUCACGGUAUGCGUUGCCUGGGCAUCCCCAACACGGCCCACUUCGCCAACGUGACUCAGAUUGAAGAUGCCGUCUCAUUGUGGUCCAAACUCAAGUCCCAGAAGGCCUCAGAGAGGUGGCAGCCAGACACAGAGGAGGAAUACGAGGACUCGAGUGGAAAUGUGGUCAACAAGAAGACUUACGAGGAUCUGAAGAGGCAGGGUCUGCUGUAAACCUACACAACACGAGUCGACACGAGACUUGAAGAAGUAGACAAGAGCGAACAGGAGCGAGCUUUUCUGUCAAAGCCAGUAAGGCAGUGUAACACGAAAAAACACAGGAAUUGGUAACACCAAUAACGUGAAACUGAAGAAAGCCUAAGGAAGUACAUUCAACCAGACAUGGAUGUUACUGGCUCCUACACACACACACACACACACACACACACACACACACACACACACACACACACACACACACACACACACACGCACACGCAUACAUUUGUAUCGAAUGGGUCAUCUGCAUUAUUGCGGAUAUCCAUAAUUUCCUAAUGCCAUUUUACUGUCUCUCCCCCCGCAAGCAAUUUUUAUGUUGUUUAAAGAUAUAUUUCUGUUGUUUUUAAAAGAUAAAUCGUCCCUUUUCCAUUCCUUUUCUGUAGCUGAAAUAUAUACAGUAAGAUGGGGGAUGUCUUUUUGUAAAUGAUGCUUCAUCUAAUAAAUUUUCUGUGAUCUUUUUCA
Engraulis encrasicolus (European anchovy) is the source of this 2122-nucleotide messenger RNA. RefSeq names its product splicing factor 3a, subunit 3 (gene sf3a3). The record is from RefSeq and is a predicted model, not a curated record. Gene Ontology annotation, molecular function: zinc ion binding; RNA binding. Lineage: Eukaryota; Metazoa; Chordata; Actinopteri; Clupeiformes; Engraulidae. Bases 110 to 1615 code for a protein of 501 amino acids. Gene Ontology annotation, biological process: mRNA splicing, via spliceosome. Gene Ontology annotation, cellular component: nucleus; spliceosomal complex. The transcript has 17 exons.